Trichobilharzia szidati is the source of this 751-nucleotide messenger RNA. The record is from the annotation of a GenBank genome assembly. NCBI's taxonomy places the organism in Eukaryota, Metazoa, Platyhelminthes, Trematoda, Strigeidida, Schistosomatidae.
GUUACAUUUCAGCUUCAGAAUGAGUAACCGUGAUGAUCUGCUGUACCAUGCUAAGAUAGCUGAACAAGCUGCAAGAUAUUGCGAUAUGGUAAAUGACAUGGAAAAGAUAGCACGUUUAACAAAGGAUUUUACGGAAGAAGAGAGGAACUUGUUCUCGAUUUCGCACAAACAAAUAGCUGGCCCACUUAGAACCGCCAUCAAAGUCAUAAGCGCAGCUGUUAAAAAAAGUGAAGCUGAAGGCUCGAGAUUCGUGGAUGUCGAUAAACUGUAUUUGGACGAAGUAGAGAAGGAACUGAGAAAUCUGUCACACAGGAUGAUACAACUCAUAGAAAGUGGACUCACAAGACCUGAAUCAGCUUCCGAACAAAAAAUUUUCUUUCUAAAGCUAAAAGCGGAUUAUUUCAGGUACUUAGCUGAGUUUGAGCAAGGUAACGAUAAAAGCGACGCUGCAGAGUGCAGCCUAAUAGCAUACAAAGAGGCUUAUGAACUUGCUGUCACACAUCUUCAACCAACCCAUCCGAUUCGUUUAGGAGUUGCCUUGAAUUUCGCAAUUUUUUAUUACGAGAUCGUGAAUUCAGCAGAUCGUGCUUGUAAACUGGCAAAACAGGCAUUUGACGAUGCCAUAGCAGAACUGGACAACAUAUCUGAAGAAAGCUUUCGAGAUUCAUCUUUAGUUAUGCAGCUGUUGAGAGACAAUCUCGCACUAUGGAUAGCUGAUAUGCAAAAACAUGAGAAAGAUCCACGAGCAUGA